This is a messenger RNA of Hyphopichia burtonii NRRL Y-1933, 1131 nucleotides long. RefSeq names its product uroporphyrinogen decarboxylase. The transcript has 2 exons. Gene Ontology annotation, biological process: heme biosynthetic process. Lineage: Eukaryota; Fungi; Ascomycota; Pichiomycetes; Serinales; Debaryomycetaceae. Gene Ontology annotation, molecular function: uroporphyrinogen decarboxylase activity. Gene Ontology annotation, cellular component: cytosol. The record is from RefSeq and is a predicted model, not a curated record. Bases 24 to 1028 code for a protein of 334 amino acids.
UUGAAAGACCUCCAAUUUGGAUCAUGAGACAAGCUGGGCGUUAUUUGCCAGAGUACCACGAAGUCAAGGGCAAAAGAGACUUUUUUGAAACAUGUCGCGAUGCAGAGAUUGCGUCUACCAUCACGAUUCAACCGGUUGACCACUUUGAAGGAUUAAUCGAUGCUGCUAUUAUUUUCAGUGAUAUUUUGGUUAUUCCUCAAGCUAUGGGAUUUGAAAUCAAUAUGGUCGAAGGUAAGGGACCGGUAUUUGUUGAUCCACUAAGAAGCCCGGAAGAUCUUUCCAGAGUUAAUUUUAAACCGGAUAUUUUGAAGAGUUUAGAUUGGGCUUUCAAAUCUAUUACUUUAACCAGAACAAAACUUAAUGGCCGUGUUCCUUUACUAGGGUUCGUUGGUGCUCCAUGGACUUUAUUGGUUUACAUGACUGAAGGCCAAGGGUCCAAAAUGUUCAGAUAUGCUAAAGAAUGGAUUUAUAAUUAUACAAAAGAAUCCCAUGAAUUAUUACAAGCUAUAACUGAUGCUUGUAUUGAAUUUUUAGCUCAACAAGUAGUUGCUGGGGCCCAAAUGCUUCAAGUUUUCGAAUCCUGGGCUGGUGAAUUAGGUCCUUUCGAGUUUAAUGAAUUCUCUUUACCAUAUUUACGCCAAAUUGCUCAAAAAUUACCACAAAGAUUAUCUGAAUUGGGAGUUAAAGAAUCAAUUCCUCUUACAGUUUUUGCUAAAGGUGCCUGGUACGCCUUAGACGAUUUGUGUGAAUCUGGUUAUGACACUGUUUCCUUGGACUGGUUGUAUAAACCAGAAGAUGCCGUCAAGGUUGUUAACGGUAGAAGAAUCACUUUACAAGGUAACUUGGAUCCCGGUACCAUUUAUGGUUCCGAUGAAGUUAUUUCCCAAAAAGUUGAACAAAUGAUCAAAGGUUUCGGAGGUGGUAAACAGAACUACAUCAUUAACUUUGGUCAUGGUACCCAUCCAUUCAUGAAACCUGAAAAAAUUGAACAUUUCUUGAAAGAAUGCCAUAAAUUUGGGUCCCAAUAGUUUUUUUUUGAUAGCAAAUGAAAAUGUAUAUAUAGUAUCCACCUUUCUCUUUUACUCUCACUAUCACUUUGCCUUCCUCUUUUCAUGACUUUUUCUAAUGACG